Messenger RNA from Fusarium odoratissimum NRRL 54006, 3464 nucleotides. RefSeq lists its product as uncharacterized. NCBI's taxonomy places the organism in Eukaryota, Fungi, Ascomycota, Sordariomycetes, Hypocreales, Nectriaceae. The record is from RefSeq and is a predicted model, not a curated record. The transcript has 2 exons. The coding region runs from base 364 to 2157 and encodes 597 amino acids.
CUAAGAAAGAUGGUUGUGGUUGAGAACUCCGCAAAACUGCUUUCGAAUUCGUGUUUUGAAAGCACUAAAGUUAUCUCAUUACCUCCUUGUUCGUAUCGGAAAGUCUGGAGUUCAGUCGAGUUCAGAUAUUUCCUCGAGCUUGUUGACAACUUCCUUAUAUCCAUACACAACUGCACUUACUCUUGGGUCGACGGGAUUUACUACCGUUGUCAGAUAGCCAGCCUUUCCACGUCAAUAUUCAUAUAAAGGCAACACUCGAACAGUAAACGGCAGAUAUAUUGGACUUGUACGUAUUGAUCAUGCUUCAUCUCGCAGGCCAUCACAGCUGAUAACUCUACAGGGUAGCCCAUACAAACAUUCAAUAUGAUACCAGAAAAUCCCCUGCCAUUCAAUGGCAACUUCUCCUCGCCAGAGGAAUAUAUCGAUGAGCUUCUUAAAUUCGUGCGAACGUCUGAGACUUUUCAGAUUCUCUGCGGCGGGGUCCAUAUCCUCGACUUUUUCACCAUCGAGCCUGGUCUCUUUCAUUAUGCCAUUCCCAAAGAAUGGCACGCAUUCAUCCUCUCAAGGAGUCUCAUGGAGUUUCUUGACCUUCUCAUGCGGGAUGAUUUAGACAAUCUAAAGCUGGAAGGAGAACAGCCGCCAGCGAGCCUCAUAGAUUACAUUCGAACAGUCCGUAGUCUUUCUCUUGGCCGAUCAUUUACGCCCCCUUCAGAGAAAUUGCCGGUUCUGCCACGGUCGGUAGCUGUGGGCAUGAACGUCAAAAAGACUCACGAAGUCACCAACUUCGCGGACUACCUGGCCCGACUAUCAGAAGACAUCAGUUCACAGUGCGGCUAUGAGAUAUCUCACUACGUGGACUUCGGUAGCGGCCAAAACUAUCUGGGCCGGGCCAUGGCAAGCGAGCCUUAUAACAGGCAUGUUGUAGCUGUCGAGGGACGAGAGAACAACGUCACGGCAGCGAGAGGUCUAGACGUGUCUUCUGGAUUAGCCGUUAAGCCAAAGGUCAUGAGGAACAAGAAGCUAUGGACGAAGAUUUUAGAAGCGCGGGGGCCUGAUGGCCAAGAGGACCCAGAGGCCUUGGCCAAGGCUAUUCGCGAGGUUGCAGGAGAUGAAGCUUUUGAGUUUAGACCUGUCAAAGAACUCGAAGCCGAAUAUACCGUGGAAAAAGGUAAGGGGUCUGUUCAGUACAUCUCAGGUCGACUGGAAACUGGCGACCUGGCCGACGUCAUUGCCCAAAUCAACCCUGGGAGUCAAACUGAAGACGAGAAGAAGGACCUAAGCCUGAUGGCUAUGUCAAUCCAUUCUUGCGGAAAUCUGUCACACUUUGGAAUCCGCUCUCUGGUCCUCAACCCGGACAUUCGAGCCGUGGCCAUCGUUGGGUGUUGUUACAACCUGAUGACCGAGAAACUCGGUCCUCCAACAUACAAGCACGCUUUCUUGAGGCCGACUCUCCAAGCUGUCAACGGUCGGCUCGUUCGGGAAUCAGAAAAGCAUGACCCACAGGGAUUCCCGAUGAGCCAGAAGUUUUCUGCAUAUCAGGGAGAUGGCGUGCGAUUGAACAUCACAGCCCGCAUGAUGGCUUGCCAAGCACCGCAGAAUUGGACCGAGAAGGAGAGUGCUGGAUUCUUCUCUCGACAUUUCUACCGAGCAGUCUUGCAAAAGAUGUUCCUUGAUCGAGGCGUGGUGAAGAAAGUGCGGCAUACAGGUAGCCAAGGAGAAUCACAGGCGGAUACUGCAGCCUCAACCCAGGAUGACAGUGAGAGCCCCUUCGACAUCAGCACCAAUCCAGUCAUCAUUGGAUCACUCAGGAAAAGUUGCUAUGGGUCGUUCAAGUCCUAUGUCCGCGGCGCGGUGGAGAAGCUCACGACAAACAACGAGUACAAACAGUAUGCAGACGUGAUGCAGGAGAAAAUGGGCGACAUCUCAGACGAGGAGAUCGAGAGGUACGAGGCAUUGUAUAUGCCUCGGAAAAAGGAGCUAUGUGCUGUCUGGAGCCUCAUGGCAUUCAGCGCGAUGGCAGUCGAAUCCCUUAUUGUAUCAGACCGGUGGACAUUUCUGAAAGAACACGACGAUCUCGUCCGUCACGCGUGGGUCGAGACGGUGUUUGACUAUGAACAAAGUCCGAGAAACCUGGUUGUUGUUGGAGUUAAGCGAUGAUUAAACUUUUGGCUAGGUCGUAAUCGGAAUGAAAUGAGUUGUCUCAAAUGAUGAUACCCGAUCCUAACCGCAUCUCUGGACGAGGCCCUCUCUACUACGUACAGGUGUGUCCAUGAUGAGGAGAGAUGCAAUCGGCUCCUUGUUGCUAGGUAACGAAAAGAAUAUGUUUGUGUGAGAGGAACUGGGUUUGGUGAUUCGUCGGUUGUGGUUAUUGGUGGUGCUAGGCAAUAUCGGGGCGUGGCUGGCUCUCCUAAAUGAGCGAUGUCAUGCAUGAACCCCCUCCGCUUUCUCUCGACACUUCAGGAGUGACAUUCUCAAGCGGACGACAGGACAGGAAGUUCUCACGUCGAUCAGCGGCACAGAACAAUAGGAAAUAUAUUUACCCGAACACGGUGUUGCUUAGGUAUUCGAUACAUGCUCAUCAGAUUGUAGUUCUGGUUCGCAACCUAAGAUACUACCAAGUAGUAGUUAUCAGACGUGCCUCUCUCGAAUCGUAUUACGAUAUGAUGAGUUGUAAGCCUCUACCCCGGAACCCUUUAUCUCGUAGCCCACUUGGCGUUCCGUCCCACAAACAACAGGACAGCUGCCCCUCUUUGCUGAUAGGCAUUAAUGAAGCAGCAUCCAUUUUCGAGGGCGUGCUGUCUAUAGGCCUAGCUGCGCUAACGGCUCAAUUUGAUCAUGGGCUGCCUCGUAUGGCACAUUGGUCGGCAUCUGGUGUCGCAAUCAACUUGUCAACUUCGUCAUGGUGCCCUUCAGUCAGAAGUUGACAGCGCGACAUGCACUGCGUCACUCUUAAUGCAAGGCAAAUAGGCAGGACGAUGCAAUGCAAAGCAAAAGCAUGCCUACCAGCAAGCAGGAGGCCACGCAGUGAAUCACGGGUCCGGUCAAUGGUGCCAUUUCUGAGCCACUGACAAGCGUGAUAGAGAAGUCAAGUUUAGACACGGCUCCUUCAAAAAAGAGCUUUGGACGUAUUGCGCCCGCUGCAACGCCGGCUUUCGUGGGGUAAUCACAUCACCCUACAUGGACAGUUGCACAUUGAUAAUGGAAUGAGAUUUUCGAGAAACUGUGUUGUGGUAUAGUGUCAGAAUAUACCGAGGUGAGUAGUUCAAAGACAGCCGUAUUUAGACGCGUGCAGCGGAUGAGAGUCAUGCAAUGUGACGGCGACGGACCUGCUUAGAGGCAUCAUGUCACUCUUGUUCGUUGGUGCUGAAAGCACGGCAGCGGCUGGAGGCCCAGGGACAGUUGACACCUGGAGAGGCACAUUCGUGUGCUGUACAGAGGUGCAGGCUUCUAUGUAUGUAUGUAUG